Pectinophora gossypiella (pink bollworm) is the source of this 1438-nucleotide messenger RNA. RefSeq names its product ubiquitin-conjugating enzyme E2 T-like. The record is from RefSeq and is a predicted model, not a curated record. The coding region runs from base 177 to 644 and encodes 155 amino acids. The transcript is spliced from 2 exons. NCBI's taxonomy places the organism in Eukaryota, Metazoa, Arthropoda, Insecta, Lepidoptera, Gelechiidae.
CGGCUGCUCAGCUGCUCACGGCUCCGGCUAACCUCCGGCUCAAAUUUCAAAGAACUCUGUGCUCUGCUCACGCUCAAGGCGAGACGCAAUCACAAGUGAAUUUGUUUGUGCUACACGCUUUCUAUUAGUGUUCUUAAUUUUCUUGGCUUUUGACGUUACUUUGUUGUGAUUGUGAGAUGUCAGCAGCACGAACGGCUCGUCUUGUUAGGGAAGUAAAAAACUUCGAAAUUAAGCCUCCGUGGGGCAUAACCUGCCAUCCAGAGAAAGAUGACACCUACGAUGUGCUUUUGGUGAAUUUGCAAGGCCCUAAGGGAUCUCCUUACGAAAGAGGGACGUUUAAAUUGACCGUGACGAUCCCUGAGAGGUAUCCCUUUGAGCCUCCAUUGGUUAAAUUCACUACGCCGGUGUAUCAUCCUAAUAUAGACAAAGGAGGCCGUAUCUGCAUGGAUAUGUUAAAGAUGCCUCCUAAAGGUGCUUGGCUCCCGACCAUCACACUGGAGACUUUACUGGUGUCUCUGCAGACCCUCCUUGCGAACCCAAACCCUGACGACCCCCUUAUGAUGGAUGUAGCCAACGAAUACAAGUACAGUAUAGACACUUUUGUUGAAAACGCAAGGAGAUAUACAGAGAAGUAUGCCACGUGAUAUUUUUAAAGUUUUGUUGUUUAUUGGCUGUGAAUAGGUACAUAAUUGAUUAAACCAAUUAUUUCGUCGCGCGCGUUAUGCGGUUGCCAUGUUACGGAUUAAGGAAUACAGUUGUUAACUCUAUGUAUUAGGGACCAAGUACAUUUAUAGAAUGAAGUAAGGCCUCGUUAAACUACGCGAUUAGUCAGGCACGAUGCGUCGGGUGUAGUAGUAUGAAAUGUAUGGCGAAAUCGUGGCCCAAUCCUCCCGAUGGAUCGCGUAAUAUAAUAAAGCCUUAAAACCAAUCUUUUUUUUUGUCUGUCCUCGUUACCUGCCAUCAGUUGCUACACUAUUAUCAGAUCUGUUCUGUUAGUUUCACUUAAGGCCAAUCUAUGAUAGAUAAAUUAUAAGUUAGUUUAAUAACAAAAAUGUGAUGUGAAUGAACCUGACCAGCGUUCGCGACACGGCAACCGCGGCGCUAAUUAUUUCGAGGGUUUCAACCAAUAGACGCAGCAAAUGCUAUCUACAAUUCUACAUGGAUACUACAUCGAUAUAGUUCGUUCCGCGCGCGGUGCGGUUGCCGUGCCGCGAGAGCCGGAGUACAGGCUUGGUUAGGGUUGCCGCCAUCUGUAUUAACGUUAAUUUGAUAUUCGGUCAAAGUGUACCUAUUGGAUAUAGUAUUUUAUAAAAAUGCAAGAAAAUAAAGAGUACCUAAAAUAGUAGAUUUUCUUAUCGCAAGUGACACCUUAAACUCCAUACCAACCUGCUUAAAAAUCUGCUUGGGAUCUUGUGAAUAUAAAUACUCCCAAUUUCAA